Molecule: messenger RNA, 645 nt
Organism: Geodia barretti
Lineage: Eukaryota; Metazoa; Porifera; Demospongiae; Tetractinellida; Geodiidae
Source: the annotation of a GenBank genome assembly
AUGAAAAGCGGCGAUUUCUACGGCAGCGAGAAGGGGUUGACCGUAACACAGCCGGGGUCGGCUGCGAUCGAGUUCGUGGCCGCCGACGGGGGCGUGACCCCGCUCAAGACCGGGAUCCCGUUGCUGGCCGAUGAAAUCAUAGACUGCGCGGUGAUGAAUGCACGUGAACUGCGCAGUUUCUAUGCGGAGGAAAUUGCGAGAGCCAAGGCGGAAAACGUGCUCCUCUCGCUCCACGUGAAGACAACCAUGAUGCGUAUCUCCGAUCCGAUAAUCUUCGGCCAUCUCGUGUCGGUGUUCUACGAGGACGUAUUCGCCAAGCACGGGGGUGCACUGGCUGAGGUCGGCGUUGAUCCGGAUAACGGCGUGGCCGAGCUCCUCACCAAGAUACGGGACCUGCCGGAAGCCAAGCGAGCGGAAAUUGAGGCCGAUAUCGACGCGGUGUACAGCAAGCGGCCGGAACUGUACAUGGUGAACUCCAACCGGGGAAUCACCAACCUGCAUAUACCCAGCGAUACCAUCAUCGACGCCAGCAUGCCGGUGAUCAUCCGGGACGGCGGCCGUGCCUGGGGUCCCGACAACGAGCUGCACGACACCGUCGCGAUGAUUCCGACCGCUCCUACUCGACGCUGUAUCAGGCGGCCAUAG